Messenger RNA from Epinephelus lanceolatus (giant grouper), 7114 nucleotides. It is a transcript of the gene rnf150a, whose product is annotated as ring finger protein 150a. Lineage: Eukaryota; Metazoa; Chordata; Actinopteri; Perciformes; Serranidae. The record is from RefSeq and is a predicted model, not a curated record.
CACAUGCCCCGGGGCGUCACAGGCUCCUUGUCCCCGCCUAGGUCACGUGCUCAGAGUGGCGAGCCAAUCCUGAGCGAGGACGGUAAACAGCUGACUGUGAACAACACACACACACACACACAGAGCACCGUCUCCUCCUGCAGGUGGUGGUGUGUAGUAGACUCCUGCACGUAGCUCACUAACUCCUGUGAUUGCUGGUGUGUGAGUGCUGGUGUCUGUCUCGGGCUCUUAUGCAAGCUUAGUGUGUUUUGGUGCCUCCUGUAGAAACAGGGACGUGGAGCGAGUUUCCCACUGAGGAGGAGACCCGCAGCUUCCAUCCCCAAAACCAGCCGCACAAUGGCACCGUCCCUCAUCCGAGCUUGCCGCAGUCUGGCUCUCUCGACGUGGCUGCUGUCUUUCUGUUUCGUGCACUUGCUGUGUCUGGACUUCACGGUUGCAGAGAAGGAGGAAUGGUACACUGCUUUUGUCAACAUCACCUACCUGGACCCUGUCACGUCGGAGGUCAGGACGGAGAAAACAGAGUGCGGGCGGUAUGGCGAGCAGUCGCCCAAGAGGGAAGCCAGAGGUCUGGUGCUGGUGCCGUCCACCCUGCAGGACAGACAGGCGUGCGACCCAAACGUCCGGUUCCCUCCUGUCCCUCACAACUACGCCUGGGUGGCGUUGGUGGCUGCAGGGAACUGUACAUACCGAGAGAAGAUCCGGAACGCUGCAAACCUCAACGCCUCUGCAGUUGUCAUAUACAAUGUGGGCUCCAGCAGUGCCAACGACACCAUAACAAUGCCCCAUCCAGGUACAGGAAACAUUGUGGCCAUCAUGAUCCCAGAGCCUAAAGGUCGUGAGAUUGUGGCCCUGCUGGAGCAGAAAAUCAAGGUUACAUUGUACAUCACCGUAGGAACCCGCAACCUGCAGAAGUACGUGAGCAGAACGUCAGUAGUGUUUGUCUCCAUCUCCUUCAUCGUCCUCAUGAUCAUCUCCCUCGCCUGGCUCGUCUUCUACUACAUCCAGAGGUUCCGCUAUGCCAAUGCACGGGAUCGCAACCAGAGACGUUUGGGAGACGCUGCCAAAAAGGCCAUCAGUAAGCUGCAAGUACGCACCAUUAAGAAAGGAGACAAGGAGACGGAAUCAGACUUUGACAACUGUGCAGUUUGCAUUGAAGGUUAUAAGCCUAAUGAUGUUGUGAGGAUAUUACCAUGCAGGCAUAUCUUUCAUAAGCACUGUGUAGACCCGUGGCUACAAGACCACCGGACGUGUCCCAUGUGCAAAAUGAACAUCCUCAAAGCCUUAGGAAUCCCACUCAACGCAGACUGCUCAGAUGACGUUCCUCCAGACUAUGACACAUCUGUCGGCGGUCCACCCACCAACCCCAUCAGUGGGGCGAGUGAUAUCACAGUUAACGAGAGCACGGUGGUUCUGGAUCCUGCCGGAAGAGCGACAGGCCUGCAGCAGCUCCAUCCUGAUGAAGAGACAGAACUUCAGGCAGGGGAGAGCCACAUCAUCGCCAGCAGUGAGCACCAGCCGCCGCUCAGCAGUGAUUCAGACACUUCGAUCAUCAGCGGCGUGGAGAUUGGCAUGUCUGAUGUAGACCAGUCCACACAGCAGGAUUGUGAUCAGCCCAAAUCCUGAGCCAAUCGACGCUGAGAAAAUAAAGCAUGAAUCCCCAGGUAAAUGAGGACAAAAGUCGGACAAAGUAACCAGGGGCCCCCCAGAGAAUCGCCACGUCUUUGGCCCCCUGGAGGACGUGACUUCUCAGAAGAUGGGCAAAUGAGCAAUACAACAUAGCAGCACAAAUCACCCAAUUCUGUCUUUACUGGCUGAAAAACAGAUCCUUCCCUGCAUCUGUGGACGUGUUGCUUGCUCGUUUUCUUGCAGUCACACCUCACCAUUUUGUUGGUUUGACUGCCAUGGCAACCAGACAGCCAAUCACAGCUGUCACAUUGUGGUGGCCCAGUUUUUGUCACACGUAAUCCUUUCACAUCCUUAAACCUAGCACCUGAAAUACACAUACAGUAACUGCUGAGAUGUUGGAGUCGGUUUCUCUUCACUCUGGCACCCUAAACCUGCUGCUGGACACAAUAUGAGCACGGGAGCAGCAGGGCGUCCUUAACGCCAGAUUGCAGCUUUAAUUAUUGUUAAAAUAUGUGCAGAUUGUGUGAUCACUGCCAACAUGUUCCGGAAGUAAGUGUAACCGAUGUGAUGGAUAUAUUGCACGUAUAGAGUCCCUGACAGCUGGUGUGAAUUCCCACCAGCAAUUUUUCAACUUCAGAGUUGUUAAUAUCCCUUGAAAACUUGAAGCAUAGGUCUUUAACUUCAUGUGGUCAUGUGACAUUUAAGGAGUCGGGAUAUGUAUGCACACGUUAUGCUGUAAUUUCUGAAUUUCUAUAUGUAACGCUUUCUGUUACUAUUUUUGUGAGACCUUCAUUUGUAACUUCUAUAUUACCAACUGAACCUUCCUGUUGUUGAGAGAGGAAAUAACCAAACACAAGGUACACGUUUCUGUCCUCACAUUUGACAAUCAUAGCUUUCCUAAAGCAGUCUGAAGUGAUGUCACCCACUGCCCUGCUGAGACUGCUGCUGAUUUACAAGUUAUCACAACACAUGGCGCCGGUGAUCAUUCCCUACUGUCUGUCAGGAGGGAAGUGUUCAUAUCUGUGUUCACGCCGCUGCUAAAUACAGCUGGCAAUAACAGUUGUCACUACCAGACUCUGGCAGCGUGCGCAUAAUGUAGACAAACUUCAUGCACUUGUCAAGCCAGCCAAGAUAAAUAUGUUAACAAGUCUUUGUGCCAAGAUUGUCAGUAGUAUUUUAGACAUUGUCGUUGGUUCUCAUGCACACUGAUUUCCCCUGGCUGUUAAAGAGACAGGCACGGCACUGAAUCUGUUCAUGAUGUGAAACUGAAGAAAUAAUAUAGGGACGUAGGAUUGGAUGGUUUAUGUCAGUUAAUAGAGGGACUGUUUUGGUGGUAAAGAAGGGAAAUAUGCAUUGUCUGGCAUGGUUAGGGGUUUUCAUUUUAGGAAUUUAAUAUUCCCGCCAUGGGAUUAUUUAAGGCAUGAAAAUGUGAACAGUUGUAGAAUAAUUAAGAAGUGUUGUUGGGACUACGUCCACACUAAGCGGGCUAAUUCUGCAAAACCACAUGAAUGCGACAAAGUUUUCUGGUUGGCUGGGUAAUUGUGACACAGUGACUGAAUCAGACAAUAACACUGUAGAUGAGUAAUCCAGAACAACAAAGUGUUGAAAAUAAAAUAAUAAUAUGGUUCAAUUUAAUAAAUUAAAGUGGACAUUAUGUUUCUUAGUUAGCAAGAAAUUAUAACAGGCACCAAGAUUUAUCCACCCUUGUUUUAGUCCUACGGCCUUUAUUAAGAGCUGGUGUCAUAUCAGAAUGUGCUCCCCCGGUGAGUAGUGUUUUCCUCGUGUUAUUGUGUAGUGCUCCCCUCAGUGGUUAUGGUGAGGGCUGAAGAUUUGGUUCAGGUUUCGGUGCGGGUAAACAUUCAUCGACACAACGCCUGACUUUAAUUGUUCGUGGCGACCAUGCCCCUGACCAUUAUUUGGCUACUGGUUUUUAUUUAAGAAAAUAUGGUAGUUUCAGUUGGUUGAACCUCUGUUAUGUCCCCUACCACUCUCUUUGAUCACCUCUAGUGUUAAAUUCAUAAACAUAAAUCUAAGUUAACAACAACAGCUGUGGUAUUGGCUAUAGUGACAUUUAAAAUGAGUCACUGGUAGUGACAAACCGUAGUGGCGCCAGCAAGGGAGGCCAAAGUGGGGCCAUGGCCCCCUUUAUACAAAUACUGGCCUCCCCUGGCGAAAAUAAUCAAAUAUUAUUAUUAUAUUUGAGAGGCUGUGGUGUGUUCAUUUUUUAAGAUGAAACUAGACAACUGAGGGCAUCCACUGAUACCUGCCGUGUCGGCAUAUCUUGUCGGAAGGGGGCUAAAUAAAGCUCCAAAUUUAGGCUAAAAUAUUUGCGAGGGAAAAACUGCCGUAGCCAUUUUUUAAAGGGGUCCUUUAAACUCUCACCUUAAGAUAUCUGAAAAUGGGUUUUAUGUUUACCCACCAGUCUCCUCUACACUCGAGAAAGCUUGUUCCCAGUAAAUGUUUUGUUCCUUACAUUCAAUAUGCUCCUUAAAAUUAAAGCUGUAUAUUUGUCUUUUUAAGUAAAGCAGUCUAUCUGAAGACAAAUGAAUCGCCUAAUGUACGGAUACAUAACACAUUAAAACAGGAUUAUUGUGGAACUCAAAAUGUUAACUGUCAGUAUGAGUGUAUGCACAUUAGAUGAUAAGUAAUAUAAACUGUAAGAUAAAAAAUAAAAGUAGAUCAGUAUGUGAUUCCCUAACUCUCCAUAUUGAAAUUGUUUUCAGAUAGUCUACGUAUAUACUACAAACACAUCAUAGAAUUCAUGAAAUUCAGCUUUGCCUUUUACUUCUGAUGUGACACCCCAAGAUUUUCAGUGGCGCCAUCUGGCCAAACCCUUUGAAAAAUUUCUGUGAGUGCCACUGACGAACCUACAGAGAGUUAUCACCCAAAUCUGCAGAAAACACCAGCUGUGUGUGGACGGGGUCCAUACAAAGGAAAAAAAUGUUUGUUUUUAAAAUGUAGCUGGCUUAGUGUGGACGCACUCCUCAACUCCUGUAGCGACGCUGACUGUUACUUCACAUUCAAGAACUCAUUCUUUUCCUGCUGUUUUGUUUUCGUCUCGUAAAUCACCUCCUCAUGUCAUAUUGCACAAGGUCAGUAGGAUCUAAUACUCGACAGGAUCUGUUUCCUGUCACAUUCCUGUAGACUUGCACACUGAAGAAGCACAGACGAUGGAGCCAGUGGAAAUUAACUGGAGGUUUUUUACUUCCAGUCAUUGUUUCCAUUGUGUCCUGCAGCCACCUGGGACUCUGUUAUAUAACACACACAUGUCCACACUCCCCAGUUUGGGUCAAUCAUUGAAGAAUUGUUGAAUGUAUGCGUAAAUGUUCCAGCGUAUCAUGAAAGUGUUAGUUUAAGGAGGGGCUUGCUGUAAUUCUUAUUUCUUUCAAGCAUUUUGUGAGACUCUGUGUUGUUGGCUGUAGCAGCUCGAUACCCAUAGACACUACUAUCUAGAUGUGUGUUGCAUCACAGAGAGUCGGUAGCAUUAUAUAAACAUUUAUGAAUGUACAUUUUUAUACACUAUAUAUUGGACAAUGGUAAUAGUGGGUUUGAUAAAAAGCCUGGUUUACCUCUAGCUUUAGAUAUUUUUUUGUUGUGGAUAUGAAGGUGGAUGAUUGUGAUUCUUGCCAGCACAUUAUAGAUGCAGAUGUUUACAGCCAGUCUAAUCUGGACCUUUAAGCCUCUGUAAGUCGCAUCAGUUCCCACGGAUAAUGAGACAGCACAAUACAUACGAUAGCCCAGAAACACUCAGCAACAUCAAUAUCUGUUGAUCUCUUUGUCUUUGUCUUUCUCACAUGUUAACAUAAACACUUUGUCUCUGUCCGACCAUUUGUUUGGUCGGCAUAGCGACAAGAUAAAGCACAGCACAUCUGUUUUCAGUGCCAGAUCACUUGAUUCUGGCUCUACUGCCUACAACAAGUUUAGUAAAAGCUGGAUUCAAACUUAUUUUUUACAGAGAAACUUAAAGAUGAUGUGACCAAGCUAAAAGGUCGUCUCUCAGCUGUAUCGGUUUACAGUCUUUCAAAAGCAACUCCUUUGCAGGAAUCAAAGGAAUCAAAGGAAAUUUAAUACACAAAAGACCUUGGUGCACUCCACAUAAUGACAUUCAAUGUACUUAUGAAGUAACUCAAGAUUGUUGUCCCUAAUUGCACCUGCAGCAUUGUGUAACACUUUAUUUUGGGCUGUGUGUUCCUAAUAAUUUCCAACAAGUCUCCAGGAAAUGACUAGCCUAUGUGUGUGUUUGAUGCCAAUAUGGGCAAAUGUCCUUAAAGCAGAAGUUUCCAAAGAUUUUUUUUAUUUGCACACACAUAAAAUGGCUUAAAAUCCAUAUGGUGAAAAAACAAAAAACUAAGAAAUGUGUCAGGAAAGGUCAAAACGCCACAGGGUUAAACAAACGGACCUCCCCUCAACUUAAGGAGAAAAACAAAUAAUGACAGAAAAAAGAAGAAAAGGAUAAAAAAAACUCAUAUAUUAAACUCAUAUAAUUCAGAAGAUACAACAAAAGAUAUAUGACAACAAGAAGCACACUGAGCAGAACCAACUAACCAAUCUGUACAAUAAUCCAGUAAAACAAAGAAAUACACAAAAUCAGUUCAUCUGACAGGGACUGUGGUUGUUGAUCAAGAGGAAAAAACUGUAAAUGAGCCAGAGUUGGCCUAAAAGUCAGAUGUGAAAAGGCACCUAAAAUAGAAUAAACAGCCUAUCUUAUAAAAUUCAUACACACAAAAUACUAGGUAUGCACAAAACAGUACAGCACACAUCCACCAAUUAAUAUUACCAUAGUAUAACACAAGAUAAUUAGCUACAAUCUUUAUUAACAGGCCCAGAAAAAGACAAGAAACCUGCACAGGUAGUUGAAAUGUACGUAUACUUGCCUGCAGACAAAUUCUAACUUGUUUUCAUGCUGUGUACUGACUUAAAAUCUCUCUAAGCUUCACCUGCAAUUAGUUUGAAUUGAUUAAGUCUCUGAUUACCCUUUGAUUAGGAUUAUUAUGUGGCUCUUUCAAGGAAAUUAUUCCAAAAUUAUUCUCAAAUUAUGAACCUGUAAAAUAAAGCAUGACCCAGCAGAGUUUUAACUUUGAUGUCCUCCAUUUUGUUCCCUUGUCACAUGUUUCCUUCUGUUUGUGUAAACGUUCCUAUAUUGCACUUUAACCCUCCAGCGAAUGAGGACCGUCGAUACUGAACGACUUGAGAUAGUCUUUUUUAAAUAGAGGGCUACAGUAUUGAACAUAGCACAUGACUCGGUUGAUGAUUAUUGUAUGAUGUUGUGAUCUUUCAUGUGUAUAUUGUGUGUAUGUGGGGUGUGUGGGGGGAAUAUCAAUAUAUUGUACACUAUACCCAGCAGAAAUAACAGCAUUGCUAAUUUGUAAUAUAAAAGACAUGUAAGUCUGAUUAGCGGUGUCUCUGUUCUUUUUCUUGUACCAUGAUGCACGUGUAGGAAUGUCUCUGAUUGUGAGUUAGAUAAUAAAACUGAUUCAGGUUUUUUUCA